UACUCACGGAAGCACACGCCGAGGAAGAGGUCCGACCGCCCCGUGUCGCUGGCUUGUGUCAAUCCCUGGCAUCGCGUUGUCCCUGUCCGUUGUUUCCUAAGUUCUCUGCCGUUCAUCAUAACCAGAUCCAGUAUAUAUCCACAUCUCACCCCAACUCUCACGGUUCGUUCGUUCGUCACCGGCGUCUGCUGCCCCUCUCUUCCGGGAACUGCAGGACAGGAACUGUGUGAAUGGAGGCCACUGUGCAACCCUUGCAGAAGAUCCAAACCGGCCUGUUUUCUCAAGUGCAACCAGAUGUCCAUGACCUCAGCCAGCUGAGCUGUUCUUCCUGCAGGAUGACCCACUUCCCCCUGAUGCCUUGGACCUGUUUCAGUGCCUUUCAGCCCGCCACAUUCCAAUCUGAGGCAUUCAAGAGCAAAGCGCAAGCACCUCGGACAGCAGCCUCCAGGGGCUUGGCUCAAAAAAUCCCCGCAACUAAAAACAACAAUAAUAAACGGUAUGAUUUGCAAACCAAACUUCUAUGGAGCAAAUCGCAGGAAGCAACUGAAGCAACUUCUCAUUGCAGAGGUAUUACUUUUCUGGUUCAUGUACCAUGUGCGUUGGGAUGAUGUAUGUUGUGGUUUGGCACCACGCAAAUUAUAUUGAAUUGAAUUAACCUUCAGUCCCUGCACAGGGAGUCUUUUAUUUUUUUAUAUCCAAUCUGUCACUACUAUCGUUGCCCUUUUGACACUCACCAUAUUAGCCCUUUAAUAUUAUAUGAGCUUCUCUGUGCCUGUGUGUUACUGACUCAGUCUUUGCUGGGGGCUUUUAUUCAUGGAUUAUUCGCUGCAUUUUUGGAUAUUUCUUUUCAUACCACUGUUAUUUGAAGAAAAGGUUUUUCGCCUCACGUGGACCUGUUCGAUUUCUCUCAUUUUUCUCACCCCCUCCCUCUGUUUGCUCCUCUAGCCACUUUUGGACGCAUGGCAUCAAUUAUACUUAGGAUGCCAGUCCUUUCGACUGCCAUUUAUCUCUGCAUUGCAAUUAUGUUCAAUAUUUGAUUUUCAUACAGCAUCUCAUAUUUACCAUGGCUCUCCUGAAUGCGUCUCCUGGAUGAACAAAAUAUGUACCAAAAGGGAGCAUGUAACGUUUGUGCGUCUCUUAAAAGUGUCUUGGAAAUGUGAAGCUGUGAUGGAUUAUAUUUAUGAGUAGCCUAAUUGAAGAUGUCCUAUACGGGCAAUGACCUUGUUUGAAGAGGACAUUGUUUUGUGUGUGUGUGUGUGUGUGUGUGUGUGUGUGUGUACAAGACGGUGAAGGGGGGCAGAGGGAGUCGGCCACGCCCAAACGAUGGUGUUUGAUGACGCCCGUCUGUUGCUUCUUGUGUACACCGGUGCGUCCUGCCAUUGGUGGAGGACAGUGAAAGGUGCCCAGCGCUGGCGCGCCAUGGGCGGGUGGGAGGUCUGUUUAUAAACCCAUAUCUCUUCUCGUGGGCGGGAACAGCAACAGUAGGGAGUGAAAGUGAAGAGCAGGGAGAGAGUGAGUGAGUGAGAGACGGCGCAGGAGACGAGGCUGUGGUUGACCGGGGUUCGCGGAGGGGGCGCGGCGGCCGCCCCUGUGUGCGUCUUCAGCCGCGCAUAGACGGCCACCUCAGCCUCCUGCAGUCCCCCCCCGCCGAUUGCGACCACAACUCGGGGCGACAACCUGGUGAAUCACGGAUACACCGAGGCGGAGGGCUGACGUGAUGACGGUGGUGGCGUGUGACAACAUGCUGGAAGAGUCGGCGGCUCUCCCGGGCCACCACUCUCUGGACCGAUACGAGCCGGAUCACGAGUGCUGCGAGAGGGUGGUCAUCAACAUCUCAGGUCUGCGCUUCGAGACGCAGCUCAAGACUCUGUCCCAGUUUCCAGAGACGCUGCUGGGGGACCCCAAAAAGAGGAUGAGGUACUUUGACCCUCUCCGGAACGAGUACUUUUUCGAUCGGAACCGACCCAGCUUUGAUGCCAUUCUCUACUACUACCAGUCUGGCGGGCGCAUCAGAAGACCCGUUAAUGUGCCCAUUGACAUUUUCUCCGAGGAGAUCCGCUUCUACGAGCUGGGCGAGGAGGCCAUGGAGAAGUUCAGGGAGGAUGAGGGCUUCAUCAAGGAGGAGGAGCGGCCGUUGCCAGAGAAUGAAUUUCAAAGACAGGUGUGGCUGCUUUUUGAAUACCCGGAGAGCUCGGGUCCCGCCCGGGGAAUAGCGAUAGUGUCUGUCCUGGUCAUCCUCAUCUCCAUUGUCAUCUUCUGCUUAGAGACAUUGCCGGAGUUCAGGGACGACAACAGGGACCCGAUCACCAUUGCGCCCGUGACAAAUGGCACGCUCCCGUAUUUCGUCAGCCCCUUCUCUGACCCGUUCUUUGUCGUGGAGACGCUGUGUAUCAUCUGGUUCUCCUUCGAGCUGCUGGUGCGUUUCUUUGCUUGCCCGAGUAAAGCCACGUUCUCCAAAAACAUCAUGAACAUCAUUGACAUUGUGGCCAUCAUUCCCUAUUUCAUCACCCUGGGCACCGAGCUGGCAGAGAGGCAAGGGAACGGACAGCAGGCCAUGUCAUUGGCCAUUCUGCGCGUAAUUAGGCUUGUUCGGGUAUUUCGCAUCUUCAAACUCUCGCGUCACUCCAAGGGUCUUCAGAUCUUAGGACAGACUCUCAAGGCCAGUAUGCGAGAAUUGGGUCUACUCAUAUUCUUCUUGUUCAUUGGUGUCAUCCUCUUCUCCAGUGCGGUUUAUUUUGCCGAGGCAGACGACCCAGACUCAGGUUUCAGCAGCAUCCCGGACGCGUUCUGGUGGGCUGUUGUAACCAUGACCACCGUGGGAUAUGGGGACAUGCAUCCCGUGACAAUCGGAGGAAAGAUUGUGGGAUCUCUUUGCGCAAUAGCCGGUGUGCUGACCAUUGCCCUGCCUGUGCCCGUCAUCGUCUCCAAUUUCAACUACUUCUACCACAGAGAGACGGAGGGCGAAGAACAGGCACAGUAUCUGCACGUGGGCAGCUGCCAGCCUCUGACCGACACCGAGGACCUGAGGAAGACUCGCUCCUCUUCCUCACUCAGCAAGAGCGAGUAUAUGGUGAUAGAGGAGCAAGGGAUCAACAGUGCGUUCAAACAGCAGCCUAACUUUCCCACCACCACCGCGCAGAACAACUCACAUAAUUGUGUGAAUAUAAACAAAAGGAUUUUCACCGACGUGUAGCCAAGUUUUAGAGUCACACGAGGGCUGACGUGACACAGCUGGUUCUGUCGUUGCGCACCAGCGUGUGGAAGCCCCGGUAAAUCACAUGAAGAAAAGAAAGGAUUGGAGAGAGAAGGGGCAAACCCUGCGUCUGUUCAGACACGCUGCUCCAUGUGCUCCAUUCGAACCAGAGAAUUUUCAUUUCAGUGUUCAGAGAAAGAGCUCCUUAAAGUAUUCGGCCUUUUAUCCUUCUCUGAGGGAGGGAAUCGACCUGUUGUGCAAUAUCCAAUAUAUUAUUGCAACAGGUAGAAAUAGAAGCUUUGUAACUGUGAAAGAUGAGUGCAAAUGUAAGGACACUCACAUUGUAUCUACAUGCGUUAGGAGUCGUGAUAGUCAGUCAUAUGUGUAAUAUUCAGAAACAUUUGUUGUGUGUGUGUUUAAACACAUGUAAUAACUGAAAACACAGGUCAGGAUAUAUAUAUAUAUAUUCUCAUUUAGACCUUUCUGUGCUAUAUGCCUUUAUUGUGCGUUAGAGUCUAGUCCAGUGUCUUAAAAAAUAACCCUCUAUAUUUCCGUAACACGAACUGUCCUAAUAGAGUAUUUAAUGCGUAAAUGGCGCCAUGUAAACACAGGGGCCAGCCAACUGUCAGUGUCUCGUCAUCGGUGCAAGUCCCACGUGAGAGAGGAAAACACACACACACACACACACACACACACACACACACAGAGAGAGAGAGCGAUCAAAGAUGGCGCGUGCUUCUCUUUGGAUGCCUCAAAAUAUAGACCGCUGAUGUAGUCUCCAUGGCGACGUGAGUCUCCUCAGUAACCCCAGUCACCGUUGCCAUGGCGGCCUUGUUUCCACAGUAACCUCCCAGAUGGCUGGGAAGCUUUAUACGGAAGAUUAUCAUCUAAAAACCUCGUCUCUGGUCUGUAAUAAGACUCGAGUUUUGAGCGCGUAAAGUACAAGCCCAAAACGUGCCCAAGCGCCACCAUCACAGAUCGGCAAGCUCGCGCAUUCCAGUGACUCUAAACAUUGACACAAAAAACAUAUUGGAGUAAGUAGGUCCGUUUACAAAUUGCCACCAUGAAAUCAUCAAAAAUCAAAAACCAUCAAAAUUCCAAGAUGAAAAGGCCCAACUCAGUGAGGUGCGACUGUAUACCCGGAAACGAGCGACAUCGCGUGAGGAAUUAUGAAUGGACCUGGGAGCACGCUGCGUCUGGCUGUCUUGAGUGCGCUACUGCUGGCGCUCACCAGAGGCUGCUCUUCUCCCACGGAUGAAAUCGGUGAAGCCUGGUUUUUGCUCAAACCUCUUGGGACCUCCUGAUGACCCCAAUUAGACAGUCUCCCAUUCAGGGGCGCGAUGACUCUGGUCUUCCUUUUGGGGCCGGAUUGGCCAAAAUUAACAGCUGAGAGCGAACUCCCACUGGAUCAAAUUUUCUUCCUCAUCCUUCAUCCUCCUGAAUUCUCAAACCUGGACUUCUGACAAGCGGGCCCUGGGUGUUCUCCUCCUCCAGUGGACCACCAAUCAAUCCAAAAUAGACGAAAAAAAGCAAUCGCCGUCAAGGAAAAACAUAUGUGCGACAUUUUCCAGACACAGUCUUAUGACGGUUUAUGUUCUUGUGUUAACACACUGUGAGUGUUACUGUCACAGGAUCUAAAGUGAUUAAGAGAGCGACAGAAUUCAGCUGGACCUGUGUGUUAUUGACUCUCUGACAUUCCUCCAAACUGCUUUCUGCAUCAAAUUCAAAAAGGACAGCUUCAGGAAACAGCCAGCCGUUUUGCAAAGCACAUUUCAUUCCUGAAACUUUACAAGAAUUUCUACACUCUGUAUUCAUGUUUCUGGGAAAAUAUGUUCAUUACAGACAGGCUUUUGCUUCAAGUCCAAAUGUGGCAAAAACCGAAGCCAACCGUGAUUUGCUGAUAUGAAACUGUGAUACAAAUCAAAGACUGUUAGCCAUAUGCCUUCGUUAGCUCUGUGUGCUCCGUAUUGCUAACAUGUGAAACACACACAUACGUAUGUGUGCUUAUUGCUGCUAUUCCCCUGACCUACACAUGGAGAGCAAUACCAAGGCGUGCGUUGCAAUACACACAAACGCAGACAAAGAAACACGCACACAUGUAUACACAUGCUUGUGGAUGCUUGUCUUUUAUCCCAGAGUGCACUGGUGUCUUUUGGGAUGGGGCAGAAUGUUGCGAGGGGAAGGUUGUGUAUGCCAGUAUUUGUUCUGUGUUAUGCUGUGCUGUCUUAAACAUGACCCAUGUGAAGAGAU
Molecule: messenger RNA, 5443 nt
Organism: Scophthalmus maximus (turbot)
Lineage: Eukaryota; Metazoa; Chordata; Actinopteri; Pleuronectiformes; Scophthalmidae
Product: potassium voltage-gated channel subfamily A member 3
Exons: 5
Coding region: 1718-3193 (491 amino acids)
Biological process (GO): protein homooligomerization; potassium ion transmembrane transport
Cellular component (GO): membrane; voltage-gated potassium channel complex
Molecular function (GO): delayed rectifier potassium channel activity; protein binding
Source: RefSeq, a predicted model, not a curated record